Microcebus murinus (gray mouse lemur) is the source of this 1816-nucleotide messenger RNA. RefSeq names its product cytochrome c oxidase assembly factor COX15 (gene COX15). NCBI's taxonomy places the organism in Eukaryota, Metazoa, Chordata, Mammalia, Primates, Cheirogaleidae. Gene Ontology annotation, molecular function: oxidoreductase activity, acting on NAD(P)H, heme protein as acceptor. The record is from RefSeq and is a predicted model, not a curated record. Gene Ontology annotation, cellular component: mitochondrial inner membrane. Gene Ontology annotation, biological process: heme A biosynthetic process.
CCGGUUUCCUGAGGAGGGGCGCGUUCUGCCUGACCCGGAAGUGCUCUUCCUUUAGGUGGCAGAGAAAAGAGAUCGUAGAGCGCUUGAGUGUGGAAGUAGCGGUCGUGCACAGUCGUCAGGAUGCAGCGGUUGCUUUUUCCGCCCUUGAAGGCCUUGAUGGGGAGCCAGUGUCUCCGGCUCCUGGUUCCCAGGGCGGCGCCUAGAGCACAGUGUGGUUGCAGCUGUGGCAUCAGGCGCCCUUUGAGGCCAGGGCAGUACAGCACCAUCUCUGAAGUAGCUUUGCAAUCUGGAAAGGGUACAGUGACCCUUCCUUCAAAGGCUGCUGAGCGGGUGGUGGGCCGAUGGCUCCUGGUCUGCAGUGGAACAGUGGCUGGAGCAGUUAUUCUUGGUGGAGUAACUAGGUUAACAGAGUCUGGCCUCUCAAUGGUAGAUUGGCAUUUAAUAAAGGAGAUGAAGCCACCUACAAGCCAAGAGGAAUGGGAAGCAGAAUUCCAAAGAUACCAGCAAUUUCCAGAAUUUAAAAUCUUGAAUCAUGAUAUGACAUUGGCAGAAUUCAAGUUCAUCUGGUACAUGGAGUACUCACACCGAAUGUGGGGUCGCCUUGUAGGCCUCGCAUACAUCCUGCCUGCUGCCUACUUUUGGAGAAAGGGCUGGCUCAGUCGUAGCAUGAAAGGACGUGUUCUUGCCCUCUGUGGCUUAGUCUGCUUCCAGGGUCUGUUGGGAUGGUAUAUGGUGAAAAGUGGAUUAGAAGAAAAACCAGACUCUCACGACAUCCCUCGGGUCAGCCAGUAUCGCCUUGCUGCCCACCUGGGAUCAGCCCUUGUUCUUUAUUGUGCCAGCUUGUGGACCUCGCUCUCACUACUGCUCCCUCAGCACAAGUUGCCUGAAACCCGUCAACUCCUACGGCUGAGACGAUUUGCUCAUGGAACAGCAGGUCUAGUGUUUCUCACAGCUCUCUCAGGGGCUUUUGUGGCAGGGCUGGAUGCCGGGCUUGUUUACAACUCCUUCCCCAAAAUGGGAGAAUCCUGGAUCCCAGAGGAUCUCUUUACCUUUUCCCCCAUCUUGAGGAAUGUUUUUGAGAAUCCUACUAUGGUGCAGUUUGAUCACCGGAUUCUGGGAAUCACUUCAGUCACUGCCAUUACAGCUCUCUACUUCCUCUCCCGGAGAAUUCCCCUUCCUAGAAGGACCAGGGUGGCAGCAGUGACUCUGCUGGCUGUGGCGUACACACAGGUGGGCCUGGGCAUUAGUACUCUCCUGAUGUAUGUUCCAACUCCUUUGGCUGCCACUCACCAGUCAGGCUCCUUGGCUCUGCUUAGUAGUGCCCUUUGGCUCAUGAAUGAACUCCGAAGAAUCCCAAAAUAAUUCUCAGAGGAUCAGCUUCCUAGGACUGAAACUGUGCUUUUGAUAGUUUAUCAGAGAGCACAAGAACCUGGGCUUUUCUACCAGGAUGGCCUUGGCAUACCAAGAGAUUUCCAAUUGGUCAAGUUAUUUAAAACUCUUUGCCUGUUUUGAGAUAAUCACUGGAUCAAGAAUGGCAUUAAGUAUGGUAACACUAAAAGUUCCUGUUUAAAUCUGUUACUUUUCACAUUGAAAAAGAAAUGUCUGCCAUUUGUGGCUUAAUAGGCUCUAUCUCAGGUUUCUCAGUAUUGGCAGGGUCGUGGUUCUACAUGCAUGAUUUACGUCUCUUUGUUCUCCUCAGUCCUGAAUUCUGCUGAAGUAGAAUUUCUUUAUGAUCUUAAUUUCAUUUCCAUCGGGUGAAGAUUCAAAGGGGGGGAUUGGCACAUACUAAAGUAGCCAGCUAGCCUACAGCAAAAAA